Dentiscutata erythropus is the source of this 294-nucleotide messenger RNA. The record is from the annotation of a GenBank genome assembly. Lineage: Eukaryota; Fungi; Glomeromycota; Glomeromycetes; Diversisporales; Gigasporaceae.
AUGCAAACACAUCUACCAGAAGACGUCGCCGUAACCGUACCCCAUCACCAACUUACAAAAGUUCCUAGUAGAAGGGAUGAGAAUAAUAAUCGAGAUAAUGUAAAUGAUGUGUGUAGAGAUUUAGGUAAUAACACAAAUGAUGCGGGUAGAAAUUUAAGUAAUGUGACAUACUCAUCUUCAUCUGAGUUAAUAAAUAUUACCUCGGCCCUUAAUUUAUCUGCAUCACAAAAUGAUAGCAAUUUAAGUAUACCUGAUAUAGAAGGGCCACUGGAAUCUAUAAAUAAGAAAAGUUAA